UUUACUAUAAAAUGCGAACCUUUUCACAUAAUUUCUUACAAGUUUGAUUUAAACAUCAAGAUCUCUCUACUUGUUUUCUCUUAAUUCUCUCGCUUAAUCAUUUAUCAAAGAAAAAGAAAAAUGAAGAGCUCUAUGCAGUUUAUCUCUACACUCUUCUUCCUAAUCCUACUUGUUGUCGGACCUGGUGUGAUGAAGAUGGUUGAAGGACAACCCCAAAUGUGCGAAACCGAAAGCAUCAACUUCACGGGAUUUUGCUCGAAAUGGAGGACUUGCAAGCGAGUGUGUAUGAGCGAAGGUUUCCCUGAUGGUAAAUGCAACGGAGAUUUCUUUCACAGCAGAUGUAUGUGCAUGAAGCCUUGUGCUAUGUAAUUCUACCUAAACAAAAUAUUAUACUAUUAUAAAUA
Molecule: messenger RNA, 404 nt
Organism: Camelina sativa (false flax)
Lineage: Eukaryota; Viridiplantae; Streptophyta; Magnoliopsida; Brassicales; Brassicaceae
Product: putative defensin-like protein 9
Biological process (GO): defense response
Source: RefSeq, a predicted model, not a curated record